Molecule: messenger RNA, 876 nt
Organism: Ostertagia ostertagi
Lineage: Eukaryota; Metazoa; Nematoda; Chromadorea; Rhabditida; Trichostrongylidae
Source: the annotation of a GenBank genome assembly
AUGGCAGCAACAGUUAACGAGGUGUUCGAGGAAAUCGCACCAGUCGCCUCGACAGCUCAUGGAAAAGUCACCGUUGUGGGAGUAGGUCAAGUCGGAAUGGCAUGCGCCUACAGUAUCCUUCAGCAGAACAUCGCCAAUGAAAUCUGCCUUGUGGAUGUUGUGGCCGAUAAACUCAAAGGAGAAAUGAUGGAUCUUCAACAUGGUCUUGCCUUCACAAGACACUGCGUGGUCAAGGCUGAUACAGAUUAUGCGAUUACUGCCGGUUCCAAGAUUUGUGUGAUUACGGCUGGUGCUCGUCAGAGAGAGGGCGAAAGCCGUCUUUCUCUCGUUCAAAGAAAAUGUGGAGAUCUUCAAAGGGAUCGUUCCAAAGCUUGUUCAUUAUUCACCCAACACAAUCCUCAUGUUGACGUCCUGACGUACGUCACAUGGAAAAUUUCUGGUCUUCCCAAGGAACGCGUUUUCGGUUCAGGAACAAAUCUCGAUUCAGAAGAUUCCGCUUCUUGCUCUCACAGAAGCUGCACAUCGCUCCAUCUUCAUGCCAUGGAUGGAUUAUCGGAGAACAUGGAGAUUCUAGCGGAACAACUGAUGACGAGCAUUGGGAGCAGGAGAUUCACAAGAAAGUCGUGGAAAGCGCAUAUUGAGAUCAUCAAGCUGAAAGGCUAUACGUCGUGGGCCAUUGGUUUGUCAGUGGCUAAGAUCGUCCAGGCUAUUAUGACCAACUCUCGAAAUGUUUUCGCUCUAUCCACCAACGUCAAGGGCUUCCAUGGAAUUGCAGAAGAGGUCUACCUCUCAUUGCCGGUCGUUCUCGGCUCAGAAUGCAUCAGACAUAUAGUCAAAAAGCAGAAUUUGGAACUCGGUGUGAAGUCGCAGCAUUAA